Molecule: messenger RNA, 684 nt
Organism: Lichtheimia ornata
Lineage: Eukaryota; Fungi; Mucoromycota; Mucoromycetes; Mucorales; Lichtheimiaceae
Exons: 2
Coding region: 1-684 (227 amino acids)
Source: RefSeq, a predicted model, not a curated record
AUGCUUCGUUUAUCAUCUCCACUCCAAUUACAACAAGUUUGGGAACGACCCAAAGCAUCACCACCACCCUCUUCUCCUGUACGCUAUACGGAUGAACAAGAUGACCAAGAGGACGCCGAAGCCAAGCAAUAUGCAUCCUCUAUAGUAUCAAAUGCAGUAUCCGAAACACAUUGUUCCGUGGUUGGAAGCAUCGAAAUCCCCAUUCCUCCUCCGCGACCCGCACCUAUGGUGCCACCCAAAGAUCCUCAUUAUCAACAACGUCCAUCUACUCGUUCAACGAGCCAUCAUAGCAGCUGCAAUAGCAGUGCCAUCACCCAUAACAGCAGCCGGUCUGUCGAUAAUACCCAACAACAACAAGAAGGCGAACGACGUCAAAGUAGCUUUGUGCCACCUGUGAUGCAUGACAGCUCAUCGGCUGACGGGACAACCUCUUUUUGCUCAUCUUCUAACAUGCCCCCAACUCCAACAUCUGCUAUGCAUUCCAAAUCCAAAGAUUGUUUAUCAUCAGGCAUUCCACCACCACCACCUAUACCCAACAUGGAAAGCACAAUCUCUUCUUCAAGAGAAGAUGGUGGAAGCUUGAGACGCGCAGCUUCACGACUCUCACUCAAGCGACGUGGUUUCUCCAAGAAAAUCAAAAAGGUGCUUUCAUUUCACAAGAAACGACAAUCCACAGUUUUAUAA